AUGAAUAAUAUAAAUUUAUAUGAAUUCAACAAAGCUAAAGUUUAUCUUUGGAAAACAGAAGAUACUUGUGAUGAAUUAUUUUAUCACAUUUCAAAAAAAAUAAAAAGUUUAUAUGAAAAAAUAAAUUAUGAUGACCUGUUUCAUCAUUUAUAUAAUUAUAUAAAAUAUAUUAAUUCGAGUAAUAAUGAUUUGUUUUUAAGAUAUGAAAAACCUUUACAAAAUUGUAACGUAUAUAAAAAUGGAGUUCAGCAAGAAAAUCAAUACUUUUUCAACAUAUUUAAAAAUUCAAAUUAUGUUAAGAGAAAUGGAAGUUUAUCCAUUAGUUAUAUAAACAUGUUAGAUAAAAAUGGAAAGGUUGAUCAGAUGAAUUUGUUUUCGAAUGUUUUUAUGUCUAUAGGAAUACAUGAGCUCAAGGAAGAUUAUCAAAAUCAAGAUAAAGACAAAGAUAAAGAUAUAGAUCACGAUAAAGAUAAAGAUAACGAUAAAGAUAACGAUCAAGAUAACGAUAAAGAUAACGAUCAAGAUAACGAUAAAGAUAACGAUAACGAUCAAGAUUACGAUCAAGAUUACGAUAAAAAUUACGUUCACCGUCAAAAUCAAAAUGUUAAUGAUAAGAAUAAUAAUUGCGAUGAAAAUAACAAAACGGAAGAAGGUGAAUCAAAACACAAAUCUACUACGUACAUACCAAAAAAUUCUGAUAAUAAUAAUGAUAAAGAUAUUUUUAAUAAGAUGAACGAGAAAAUAAAAAAUUUAAUAAAUACAUAUAAUGUUAUCCAUUUUAAUAAUAGUUGUGUUUUUAUACAAAGAGUAUUAAUAAUUCCGUCAACAGAAAAAUAUGAUGAUGUGAUUAUGUCAAAAAUUAUGGAUAUAAAUGAAAAUUUCUUAUUUUCAAAUCAAAAUGAAGAAAUGAAUAUAAGCACUCAUAAUACUUCGAACAAUGUAACACCACCUUUAUUAAAUAAUAAUAUAAAUAUGAAUGACGAUUUAAAAAAUAUUUAUGUUAAUAAAAAUAUUAGUACCGACUUUUUAAAGAAAAACAAUUUUAAUGUCAUGAUAAAUUCCCCUUAUUACGAUUCAUCAAACAAUUCUGAACAAAUUCAGGCAAAAAAUAAAAUGGAAAAAAAUAAUAAAAUGUAUGAAGCAAGUAACCCAAAAAUGAAUAAUGAAAAGGAUAAAAAGAAUGUUAUAAAUAUAGCAGGAACAAAAAGUAGUAAUACAACUAGUACUAAUACUUUUAAAUUCAAAAAAAAGUAUUCAUCCAAUUUUUUAAAAAUGUUUAAUAAAAAUAUAGUAAAAGAAUACACAUCGAUUAAUACAAAUAAUUCAUCCUCUGUUCCAUUAGGAAGAGGAGAAUCAGUAGAUGAGGUGGCGUCUGAUGGGAUAGCAAGAGAUUAUUCCACAAACACAAAACAUGAAAAUGGUAAAAUGUGUGAACAUAACGGACAUCAGAGUGAUCAUUACAAUGAUAAUAAUGUUAAUAAUAUACAUAAAGUAUGUAUAAAUAAUUAUAAUAAAAAUAAUUGUGAAAUAAAUGAUGAAGGAAAUAAAUAUAAUUCUAUUGAUUAUAUGUCAAAUUGUGAUGAGGAAGAAAAAAAAGGUCAAGGGAAUGAUGAACAUAUUUCUUUCAUAUAUAAUAAUUUCCAUAACUUUAAAAUAAUUAUAUUUUUACCUUCUAUCAAAAAACAUUUUAAUAUACAAUAUAAUAAAUUCUUUCAAGCAAUAAUUAUGAACAUGUUUUAUAUGUUCAUAUUCUUUUUAUAUGAUUUACUAACCAAAGAAAACAUGUGGAAGUACAUGCACAAUCUUAUAGAUACUAUUAAUUAUGAAGAUGAACAAAAAAAUGGUAUCACUCAUACAAAUCAGGUUUCUCAUGACGAGAGGGAUUACAACAAGGUGGACAAAGAAACGAACAAAAAGAAGAAAAAUAUUAAAAAUAUUAAAAAUAAUGAUAUAAUAAGUAAUAAUAAUAAUAAUGAUUACAAUUCAGAUAAACAAAGUAUACAGUAUCUUAAGCAUGCACAAAAUCCCCAAUGUAAUAUCCCAAAUUAUAAAGAGAAAGAACGAAAUAAUGAAAAAAAAAAAAGCUUUCAAAGAACAGUAGUACAUAAGAAAAAAGAAAGAAAAUAUAUACAACAUAAAUAUGUGUAUAAAAAAAAUGAACAUGAAAAUUUAAUAAAGAAAAAUAUUAUUAAGGAAAAGAAAAAAGAGCAACUAAAUAUAUUGGAAAACAAACAUAAUGAGGAUAAUAAUAUAUAUAUUAAUCUAAAAAAAUAUUACAACGAUGUAAAAACAAGUAUUAUAUCCAAAACGGAACAGUAUGUUAUUAAAGGUGAAGAGUUAUUAUACGAUGGAAUUUAUAAAGUUUCACGUUCAAAUACUUGUGAAGAAAAUGAAUGUAAAAAAAAUAAACAAAGUGAUAUGGAUAAGUCUUACAAGGAUGAUGAUAAAAGUGGUGAUGAUAAAUAUAACGAUGAUAAAUAUAACGAUGAUAAAGAUAACGAUGAUAAAGAUAACGAUGAUAAAUAUAACGAUGAUAAAUAUAACGAUGAUAAAUAUAACGAUGAUAAACAUAACGAUGAUGAUUAUAGUGAUGAUUAUUAUAGUGAUGAUUAUUAUAGUGAUGAUUAUUAUAGUGAUGAUUACGAUGAAGAGGAUGGAUCUUCUGUAGAAAAAAAUUCUUCGAGGGAAAAGAGUGAAGAAUACAAAAGAGGAGAUAAUAAUAAAGAUGAUAGCUCAUAUGAUCAUAGCCCAUAUGAUCAUAGCUCAUAUGAUCAUAGCUCAUAUGAUCAUAGCUCAUAUGAUCAUAGUUCAUAUGAUGAUAGUUCAUAUGAUGUUAGUUCAUAUGACCAUAGUUCAUAUGAUGAUAGUUCAUGUGGUGAUAAUUUUUCUUGUGAUAAUAAUUCAUUUAUUACAAGUAAUAGUGAUAGUAGUCCGGAUUCAAUUAAUUCUCAUGAGGUAUGUAAUAAAAAAAAAGUGUAUCAUCGAAAAAAUGAACAUUCUGAAAAGGAUGAUGAUGAUGAUAAAUAUUAUGUUGAUGGCAAAUAUUAUGAUGAUGAAAAAAUAUCGAAAUGUAGUAGAAAAAAAAUGAGAUCAAAAAAUGCCAAAACAAAGAUGAAACCAAAAAAUGCCAAAACAAAGAUGAAACCAAAAAAUUCCAAAACAAAAAUGAGAUCAAAAAAUUCCAAAACAACGAUGAGAUCAAAAAAUUCCAAAACAACGGUGAGACCAAAAAAUGAGCCGAAAGAUGAAGAAAAAAAAAAGAAAAGACGUCUUUCUGAUAUAAAAAAUUAUGAAUGUCGGAUUAAAAAAAAAGCAGGUGAUAUAUAUUUAUUAUUAGGGAGUCCAUUAGAUUCUUUAGAAAUAUAUAUGAGUUGUUAUGAAAUAUGUAAAGAUCAGGAUGAUAUAAUAUAUGAAGGGAAUGUUAUAUUUUGUAUGAUUUUGUCAAUUUAUUUAUAUAUAAUUCAAAAUUGGAUACAUUUUUAUAAAUUAAAUAAAAAUAAGAAGUAUCCUUUUAAGUUUCCUGAGAUCAUUGAAAAUUUUAUAUUACAAAUCCAAGAAAAACUUUUACCUACAAAAUAUAGUAAUUAUUCAAAUUUCUUUUUCGAUACAUCAUAUAGUAUGUCCAUAAAGGACAAGAGCCAUAGAAGUAAUUAUUCGAAUUAUUAUUAUUAUUCUCAUCAAUCACAUAAUCAAGAUGUGAAUCAAUCACAUAAUCAAGAUGUGAAUCAAACACAUAAUCAAGAUAUUAAUCAUAUGUAUAGUCAAGAUGGUAAUCAAAUAUAUAGUCAAGAUAUUAAUCAAAUACAUAAUCAAGAUGGUAAUCAAUCAUAUAAUCAUCCCUCUCAUCAUACAUCACAGCAACAAAUAAAUACCCCGUCUUAUUAUAAUUAUAAUGUAAACUUAUCAUCAUUUUAUAGCUCAGAGCAAAGUUUAGAUACAUCCGGUUUGAACAUAAAAAAUAUUUCUAGUUUUAUAAAUUUAUUGUAUGACCACAUGAAAGAUGAUAACUCUAUUCUAAGUACAGAUUGUAAAGAAGAAAAAUAUUACUUUUAUAAUUUAAUUAUUGAGCCACAUAAUAUUUUAUUAUAUUUAUUAUGUAUAAUAGACUUUAAAUUAAAUGAGGUGUUAUGUAUACUACAGAAAAGUUCCUCGGUCUCUGCUCAAGAAUAUUUUUGUGAUUAUUUUUUAUGUUAUAUAAAAUAUCUUUUAAUAUUAAAAAAGAAAAACAUGAUAUAUUUUAAAGUAAGUAAAUAUUCGUAUAUAGUUGAAAAGUUUGAUUAUCCUUUAUAUAUAAAAUUCCACAUGCACUUAGCAUUAAUAUAUAAAUAUAUUGGAUCCUUUAGGAAAUUUACCUUUACAAUAUAUUUAUUAUGUAUAUCAUUUUAUUUGAAUAAAAAAUAUUAUUUAGCAUACUUUCUUGUUAAUAAUAUAUUACCUUUUUACAAUUUGUCUUAUCUUCAUAUGUAUUACCUUUUUAAAAGGAUCACAUAUGAGGAUGAUACAAGUGAUCUUUUAAAGUAUAAUAUGGAAGGUACAUAUAAGGGUACUUCAGAAGACACCCCCAAUCUUUUUAUUAAAACGAUCAUGUUAUAUAAUAAUAAUAAUAAUAAUAUGUGUGAUAGUAGUAAUAUAAACAAUGUGUUGCUGCAAAAUAUGCAUAGAGUGAAUAUACCGUUUGAGUGGUUAAGAAAUAUUCAUGAGUCUAUUAAAAAAAGGAAAAAAAAAAAAAAAAAAAAAUUAUGUAUGCAUGGGGAAGAUGUAAAGGGGGAAGAUGUAAAGGGGGAAGAUGUAAAGGGGGAAGAUGUAAAGGGGGAAGAUGUAAAGGGUGACGAUGUAAAGGGGGGUGAUAUAAACAGGGAAGAUAUAUGUAGAGAAAAUAAUAAUAACAUAUUUAAUGAUGAUACCGUUUGUAAAACAUUAUCUUCCUUACAACCAAAUGACAGAUCAAAGAAAUAUAUAUUUUGUUAUCCUUCAAAUAAGGAUAAGAAUUCACUUGAUAUGAUUAAGCCUUUCCAAAAUAACAACAUAAUAAAUAGAUAUAGAGAUAAUAAUAAUAAUAAUAUAAAAGAAAAGGAUGAUAUUUAUUAUUAUCAUAUUGGAAAUUUGUUUAAAGAUAUAUAUAUUUAUAGGAUUUAUGAAUGUUUUUUAAAACCCUAUAAUAUUGUAAAUAUGAAUAGAUUAUUUGAAUUUUGCUCACGUAAUAUUUGUUGUGAAAGCAUAUUUAGUAUAAAUAAUCAUAUGAAUAAAUUAAAUAUUUAUAAGAAAAAUAAGAAUAAAUAUAAUGCACAUAUACAAUAUAAUAUUCUUACAUUUAUUUGUUCUUUAUUAAAAGAAAUAAAUUAUAUAGAUGAAUAUAUCUUUUGUAAUUUCUUAAUUUUAUUAUUUUUAUAUAAAUUUUUAUCGAAAGAAAAACAAAAAGAUAUAUUAUAUACUAUAUAUGAUUCUUUAAAUAAAAAAAAAAAAUAUAUUUAUUUCCCACCGUUUAUAACUUUAAUAAUGGAUGAAAGGAGAAAAAAAAAACAAAGAAAAUAUUUAAAAAAAUUAAAUAAUGAAACCAAAACGUUUAAUAAAAAUAAUUUAUUAUUCUGUUUUUCAUCUUUGUCCUCUUUUUCGUCAUCAUCACAAAAGGAAAAUUUAACAUCAUCGUCUGAAAUGUUAACCGAAACAACAUCGACAACAUCGUCGUCGUCAUCGUCAUCGUCAUCGUCACCAUCAUCAUCAUCACCAUCAUCAGAUGAUGAUUUAAGAAAUUGUUUAGAUCCUUUUGAAUUGGGUUUGUCCGAUACAUAUCAUAAUAAAAGCACGAAUUCUUUUUCAAGAAAUUAUUCAAUGAAAAAAAAAAAUAGUACCCAAGAAAAGUUUAAGACCAAAAAAAAGAAUCAUAAUAAUAAAAAAAAAAAAAAAAAAAAAAAUUUAAGAGAAGAAAAUAAAUUACAUUUCUUAUCAGGGAUAACAGAAGGGAGAUGUGCUCCCAUACCUAUUCUAGUAAACAUUGAAUAUGCUGAUAAUAAUUGUGGUAAUGAGAAGGUGUAUAUGAAGGUUGGGAAGUCAAGUAUCGAACGAAUAAAUAAUACAAAAGAAAAGAAAGAUAUUAUAUUGAACGGAAAUAAUUAUGUGGAUGAAAAAUCUUUUGAUAAAGAUAAAAAAUCAGAUAACAUAAAUGAAGAAAGUCAUAAUACAUCUAAUAACAUUAAUAUAUACAAUGAUGAAAAUGUGAAAGAAUGUUCAGAAAAAGAAGAUUGUAAAAUGAAUAAUACUUAUAAAGAUGUUUUUAAAUAUAACCCUUUUAAUGAAGAGGAAAAAAAUGUAAAAAUACAAAAUAUGUGUUCGGUAAAUGAAAUAAAAAAUGUUGUAAUAACUUUGAAAAAUAAUUUAUCUGUAAACUUAGUAUUAAAUAAUGUGACGUUAAUAUCAUCAGGAAUAUCUAUAGAAAAUUAUCCAAGUAGUAUUAUAUUAUUAUCUAAAAAAAAAAAUAAUAAAUUAAAUAAAGUGCAACUAUCUUUUAAGGCCAAAGAAACGGGUAUUUUAUUUAUAUUAGGAAUAUCAUAUUGUAUUAGUUAUUAUUAUUUUGAUCAAUAUUUAUUGUAUAAUACUUCAGCUUUGAGAAGAUGUUUUAUGAAAAAUGAAUUCUUUGAUCAUUAUAAUGAUAAUCAUAAAACAAGUCAUGAAAAGGAUAAAAACACAUCUACAUUUAAGAAAGAAACAGGAAAUGUAAACGACAAAAGUUGUCUUUAUGGAUAUAUAUCUGAUCAUAAUUAUAUGCAUAACAAACAUUUAAAUAACAUGUCUACAAUACAAAGGCAAAGUUUUUCAUCUCACAAAAAUAAUAAUAAUAACAAAAAUAAUAUUAGUAGUAAUAAUACAUUUUAUUGUGCUGAUCAUGUGAACAAUUCUUUUUAUUAUUUUGAGGACAUGCAUAAAGGAACAAGCAGUACAAUAUACAAAAGAGCCAAACUAUUAAAUUACAUUUUUAAAGUAUCUAGUAUAUGUUCCAUAUUCGUAAUCGAUGAUUAUUUUUCUUUAAGGUCAGAAAUUAAACUUUUUAAUUUUAGUAAGUAUAUUAAUAUAAAAGAAUUAUUAGAUGAUCAUUCCUAUUUAAAUAAAUAUGUCACAUCUAAGAAUAAUGAGAAAAAAAAAGAAUCCAACAUAGAAUGUAAUAAUAUCUACCUUAACCAUAUAACAAAGGAUAAUUCCCAUGUAUACCAUUUGUAUGAUAAGCAUAAUAAUUCGGUUUUAAAUAACACACAAACGUUUAAGAACCUAACCCAGGGACAAGUUAUAUCUAAUAAAUAUAAGGAAAUGUAUGAUAAUAAUGAUAAUAAUGAUAAUAUCAAUAGUAAUGAUGAUAUAUGUUAUCAUACUCUUGUCAGUGAAAAAUUAGAUAAUAAUGUACACGAUUUAAAGAACGAACCUAUAUGUAUGACAAAAAAUAUUAGUAAUGAUAAGAAAGAUAUAAAAUGUAAUAAUCAAAAUGGUAAUAAAGAAACAGAUUCAAUGACUACAAAAAAAAGUUUAUAUAAAAAACAACAUGUUUUUAAUAGAUUCUUAUUACAUAAAAGAAGUAGUUCAAAAAGAUUAUCUUUAUCGUUUUCUUCUUCGGUAUUAUCAUCAAAAUCGACUUUAACAUUUACAGGUUCGUCAUCGUCAUCAUCGUCGUCUUCCACAUCAUCAUCAUCGUCGUCUUCCACAUCAUCAUCAUCGUCGUCUUCCACAUCAUCAUCGUCGUCGUCAUCCACAUCAUCACCAUCACCUGGUGUAUCCCCUUUAGAAAAUAUCCAUCCCGAAGAUUUAGAUUCCCAUACAAAUGAUCAUUCAAGUGAACCACUUGUAUUAGAAAGAAAAAAACAAAUUCGAUUCCAAGCCCUAUAUCGAUUUAAGGACAAUGUAAAAAAAAAAGGACAUAAGAAAUAUCCACAUAUUAUGGAAGGCGUUAAUGAUGAUCAUAUUAAAAACAAAGAUAAUAUAUCUUAUAAUAAAGAAUAUGAAGAUAUCAUAAACGAUUUACAUAAUAAUUUAUAUUUUUCUUAUGAUGCACGCUUUGCAGAAUUAUUAGAAGGAGAAAUUAAAUUUUUAUGUUUAAUAUUAGAAAAUAAAGGAAAUAUGGAUAUCGAAUUUUUAAAUAUUAAAAUAAAUUAUAAACAUAAAAAUAUUAACGGUGAUUAUUUUAUAAAGUUCUUUUUUGAAAAAGCAUUUUAUAUCAAAAAUGAAGAUAUGCAUUCAAUGGUGACAAAUAAUAAUAAUAUACAAAAUGAAAAAAUGAUGAGCGAAAAAAUGGUGAACGAAAAAAUGGUGAACGAAGAAAACAUCAUAAGAAUAAAUAAGGGAGAAAAUUUAAAGGUUAAGAAAAAUUCGUGUCUAUAUAUACCUAUUCGCUGUAUAGGUUCAAUGCUUAUUAAUGAAUGCUAUUUAAACAUUUUUUAUUCUCCUUAUAAAGAUAGUAUAUAUUAUGCUGAACAAAAAAUUAAAUUAAAAAUUAACGUAAAGAAAAAUAUUAGUAUCCAGAAUAUAUUUUAUUUUCCUUAUGUGAGUUUUAAUUAUUUACACAUUUUAAAUAAAUUAUUAAAUAGUAAUUAUUAUGAGACGAACAUAAUAAAUAUUUUAGGGACCAUAAAAAAGAGAGAAAGAACAAAAUAUAUCCCUAGCACGGAGGAGCAAGAAAAUAGAGUAUAUAAUAAUUAUUAUAAUGGUAGCAGCGAUAAUAUAUAUAAUAAUAAUUAUUUAUAUCAUGAUGAUGAUAAUAUGUGUAAUACUUUUAUGACAAAAGAAGGGUUACAUUCACAAAAUAAUAAAAUUGUAAAGAAUAUAUUGAAAUUGAAAAAAAGAAUGAAGAAUACAAUUAUACGAGAUGAUAUAUUAUAUAAUAUGAAUGAUAAUAACAUGCAACUAAUACAAAAUUUUGAAUAUAUGAAUAAAAUAUAUUAUGAGUAUAAAGAAAAUUUAAACAUAUGUACUGAUAAUAAAUAUAUAUUCCUAGAAUUAUAUAUAAAAAAUCAUAGUGGUUAUGUUAAUUAUUGUAAAACCAAAAAAUUAAAAAGAAGACCUACAUGUAUAGUGGAUAAAGAAAAUAAUUGUAGUAAAUGGUUAUUAUGGAUAAAAAGAAUAAAGAGGGAUGAAAAUUUAUUUUUUGAAAAUGAGGAAGACAUAUUAAAUUAUUUCUUACAAUAUGUAGAUUGUAAUGUAUAUUUGACUUAUUCGAGGCAUAAAACUGUUGGAUUAUUAAGUGUGUAUGGUUCCUAUUUAAAUAGUAUACAUUUACAAAAUAAAACAUUGGGUGAUUUUUUUUGGAACGUAACAAAAGCGAAAAUACAAAAAUCAACAAUUCAAUUAAAUAAUAAUAUAUGUGAUGAUCACAAUGGAUGGGAUGAUCACAAUGGAUGGGAUGAUGAUGAAAAAAAAAACAAAUGCUCCUAUUAUCAAGAAAAAAGAGAAACGGAUUUUCUUUCAAAUACCCUUAAUUUUCCAACACCCUUUAAAAGGCAUGAAGAAAACAAAAAUGGGAAUAAAGAUAAUAACGAUUUAUAUAAUACAUACCAUGUGAGUAAUAUACAAGAUGCUCAAGAUAAAAACGAAAUUAAUAAAUCUGAUAUAUGUAUGAAAAAGAGUUCAGAAAUUAAUGAAUUCAUUGAAAAGGAUAAUUAUGAUGAAUCACAUAAUAACAUAUCCUUAAAUUUAAAAAACAAUGCUCAAUAUUUAUUAAAUGUAAAUAAAUUAUUUGAAAAAAAUUUUUUCAAUGAUAUUUUUUAUCCAUAUAUAUUAAUAAUACCUAGGUUUUUUCAUUGUAAAAAAAAAAAUAGUGUAAUUAUACCGAAAUGUUCCAAAAUAUUAGAUAUGCAUAAUUAUAAAAAUAUAGGAAUAAAAAAAAAAUAUAUCCAAUCAAAAGUAAAUCAAACAUUUCAUGUUAAAAUAUAUUUAAAAAAUUUAUCAAAUAUUGAAUUAGGUAAAUAUACUUUAUUAUUAUAUCCAUCUAAUUUAAAAUCUAUCAAAAUUAUAGGUAGUCUUAAUAAAACUGAAUAUUUAUUAAAUAAUAAUCACUUGAAUUAUAAUAAUACUACAAAUAUGUUAAAAUGUAAAAAACCAUACCUUUUACAUUCAUUCAGUAUUUAUUCUUUAUUCCCAGGAAAAGUUUUUUUUUAUAUAACUAUAUAUUUACAUACCUAUAACACUUUAUUAUUUCAUCACGAGCCCAUAUUAAUAACAAUAGUAUAA
Molecule: messenger RNA, 10206 nt
Organism: Plasmodium falciparum 3D7
Lineage: Eukaryota; Apicomplexa; Aconoidasida; Haemosporida; Plasmodiidae
Cellular component (GO): cytosol
Source: RefSeq, a predicted model, not a curated record